AUGUCGGGCUUGAUGCCAGAGCUUGUGGGAUAUAUCCUUCGCAGGCUUCCAAUUUCGAGUGUCCUCGCCUCCAGAUGCGUGUGCCGCGCGUGGAAAGCAGCGGUGGAUGACCCCAGCUUCCAGAGCUCCUACACAGACAGCGCUAGGUUAUUCCCCGAGAAUAAUUAUAUUCAGGACAGCGGUGGCAAGAUGAUGUGCUGGGAGCCUCGCAGUGACAACGCUCCCGACUGGCUGUGUGCCGCCUCCCAAGACAACAAGCACCUUGUGCUGGCUCGCUCCACAAAAGUUAGAAAACUCUACGUUGGGAAUCCCUUCUUCAACAGGUGGGAAGAGGUCCCCUACUUGGAAAUUUGGGACGUGUCCAGGGUGUUCCUCUUGGUCACUGCCGGGCAGCAGUUCAAGAUUGUGGUGUGGUUCUGGGAUGGCACCAUCCACACCUUCAGUCGUGGCCAGACGCAAUGGUGUCAACACAUGGUGGCUAUGUCCCCGCUGAGCCCGGUGCUCAUACAAAACAAAUUGGCUUGUAUAGAUGCCCUCUAUCGCGAGUUUGUUCAGUUUGAUGUGGCAAGCAACACGAUCACAAUCAAGGAUCUCAAUCCCUUUCCCGCGGAGGUUCAGUCCAUCUGCCUUGCUAGCUGGAGGGGAAAGCUUUACAUGGUAUGGCUGUUUGCCAAAGGCCCACGUUUCAACACUUCUAUGUUUACAAUCCAGGAGGUUUGUGCUGAGAGUGGCGAUCCCAUUGCUGUGGUGAGCACCCAUGUGGUACAAGAAUUGCAUCACUUCACCUUUGAUGGCCAAGCUGAUAACUAUUUGAAUGUUUGUGGAUAUAAUAAGUAUAAGGUUGUUAAAUUGUACCCAUUUUCAUAUGAUUUCGCUACAGAUAGUUGGGCUGAUAAAAUCUAUAGUCCUCCCUCAGCACCUCUAGAUGUGAGGCUUUGUAAAUGA
Molecule: messenger RNA, 945 nt
Organism: Selaginella moellendorffii
Lineage: Eukaryota; Viridiplantae; Streptophyta; Lycopodiopsida; Selaginellales; Selaginellaceae
Exons: 1
Coding region: 1-945 (314 amino acids)
Biological process (GO): SCF-dependent proteasomal ubiquitin-dependent protein catabolic process
Molecular function (GO): ubiquitin-protein transferase activity; protein binding
Source: RefSeq, a predicted model, not a curated record